Messenger RNA from Chaetomium fimeti, 1420 nucleotides. RefSeq lists its product as uncharacterized. NCBI's taxonomy places the organism in Eukaryota, Fungi, Ascomycota, Sordariomycetes, Sordariales, Chaetomiaceae. The coding region runs from base 330 to 1208 and encodes 292 amino acids. The record is from RefSeq and is a predicted model, not a curated record. The transcript is spliced from 3 exons.
GCCACAACAAGCCCCAGACCCAAGAAGGGACCCCCAGCAAGUCACAGCCCGUCAUUAGCCCACGAUUAACAACCGGACUUUCUCGUUUUGGUGUUUCAGAGACUCGACAAUCCCGGUGCCCUCGAGGUGGUCUGACCGACUAAGUUUUAGCUGGCCACUUAACAAACAGACCUGAGUUACCAGAAUUGGGCCAUCAUAGAACCUCAGCCACGGAUGCUACAAAACACAACUGGAUACUCAAAAGUCGAGCGUUGUUUUAAGGCAUCGAGGCAUUCGAAUGUAACUUCUCCUAGACCGAAUCUCUCUUCUUUUUCCAUAAAGCCUAGAGAAUGAAGCGCUCACGCGAACCUGAAGAGGGCCCCCCUGAGGAAGUCGCAGUUGCGGGCCGAAACACAGCAGUAGCCGCUGUGGAUGGCCAUGGAGAGUUGAAAAACAAUAACAGCGGCGGACAUGUUUCGCCGCCUGCCAAGAUCGCUGGGCUUGACUUUUCCGAUAACGAUGGCGACCGAAGUACCAAGAUGCAUUGCUCGCUUCCUCCCCAUAAGGAAGCAGUGGUGUUCUCAUCGUACGAUGCGUAUGAAGCCCAUUACAGGGACCAGCACACCAACCGCUGCGCUCAAUGCCGCAAAAACUUCCCGUCUGCCCACCUCGUCGGCUUGCACAUUGAGGAGACACAUGACUCCUUCGUUCAAGUGCGAAGGGAGAAGGGAGAGCGUACUGUAAGUCCUGGUAUCCCUCUCACGCCCGCGCUGCCCCAGUUAACCGAUGCCCUGCUGCAGUACUCGUGCUUUGUGGACGGCUGCGACAGAAAAUGCAGCACACCACACAAGCGAAAGAUGCACCUCAUCGAUAAGCACAUGUACCCGAAGAAUUUCUUCUUCGCCAUCACGCGGGAAGGUAUUGACGGCCGGCGGUCUCUGCUACUCGAAGACCGUGGCCCUGGCCGUCGGCACCAGAAACCAAGCGCCGCAGCGGCACCAUGCCCGAUGUCGUCGCCGCAAAACCACAAAGGAGACGAACCAGAGGUCGUAGAAAAGCCAACUGCAGCAACAGAUGGCCAGCCGACGACAGAACUAGGACAGAAGAGCCCCGAUCGGCAGCCAGACCAGGAUAUGGAAGAUCUGUCCAGCGCCAUGUCGUCACUAAAGUUCGUUCCCAUGAGCGUCCGGUUUGGGCGUGGUGGAAAGGCCGGGUUCGCCAAACGGUGAUCCCCUAUCUGACGACAGGCGCUUAGCUUAAUGUUUUUUUUGUGUGCCAUUAUUUCGUAGCCCCAAAACCCCAGCCAAAACCGGCUAGUAAUAUCACAUCUUGCACCGACGAUUGUCUAUCCGCCAGCCCAAGCAAAAGUGUCCCAGAACCGGGAACAAACCCAUGGUAUCAUUGUCGUAGCCCACCCCCACCCCCACACACACAAGUCGCC